GUCCAUUUCUGUUUAUGUAGAUGAAAUUCCCCCCAUAAUGAUUAAAACGCGCAUAUAAAUAAAAUAAAAUCAGCUUUGUCUGCAUUGUCUGUCUUUCGAUGAUUCGCAGUUUUGGCGGGAUACAUAUCUAUGGGUUUGUGCGUGAUAACGUGCGUCUUACGUCAUGCCGUUCGAACGCGUCGCGGCGGCGGUCUCUGCAGCGCGAUUCAACAACAACAACAUAACAAACUCACAGACCUCCAAAGCCCACACAACAGCGACCAAAACCGAAAAUUAAACUCUGUACGACAAUAAACUGAGGUGUUGCGAUGGAGAACAUCUUUCUGGACACGUAGGAGACGGAGGUCAAUUAAUUCCUGGUAGUUUGAGAGAGCUGCAGUCCGUUAGCUGUCAACAGGUGAAUCAGAUCUGUGAAGUAAACAAUGUCAUCCAGAGCUCUGUGGCAGCAGCCGUACGUGAACAUCUUCAAACACAUGAAGAUAGAAGAAUGGAAGAAAGUCAGCAAAGAGGGAGACGUCACCACAUACAUGGAUAAGACCCUGAAAUGUUCUGUGUUCCGGAUCCGCGGCUCCAUACCGGCCAGUAACUACAUCCUGUUGCCCAAAACCAGCAGCCAGCCUCUGGGUCUCACCGGCCGGUACCUUUACCUGCUGUUCAGACCCAGCCCAAACAAACACUUCAUUGUGCAACUGGACAUCGCUGCUGAGGAGGGUCAGGUGAUCCGUGUGUCAUUCUCUAACAUGUUCAAAGAGUUCAAGUCCACGGCGACAUGGCUGCAGUUCCCUUUUCUGUGUGGAGCUGCACACGGUUCAGUGUAUGAGAAUACAGCCAGUACUGCUAAACAAGGUUUAGUGGGCCCAUCGCCGCCAAACACGAGGUGGACGUGCUUGACAAUGGAUCUACGUUACGUGCUCUCGAUUUACCUCAACAGAACCCACAGUCACCUUAAGAGCGUCAAACUCUGUGCCGAUAUGUCCGUUAAAAACAUCAUCACCAGUGAUCUGCUGUUUGACCCCGGUCUGUCAUUCUCUGAAUUCAGGCAGUCUGGUGUGAUGUUGCCAGAUGGCACUGCACCGAUGCCCAGAGAAAUGUGGUUCCCUGUACCGAAAGGCCAGAGCUGGCACAACUUAUAUGAUUACAUUAGCCCUAAUGGCUUUUCUCUCUUUCUCUUCUUUCUCUCUGUGAAGCGCACUAAGCAACGUUCAGCAAUCCAGACAAAGCGUCUGCCUGAGCUGAAUUAUACACACUCUGGAGGCUCAGAGAGCCCAGGGUCACCAGGUCAGAGGUCGCAGGCGGGCGAACAGGUCACAGUAGUGCGUGCGGAUGAUGCUGGAGUACAUGUAUAUGCUCAUUGUGAGGAUGACGUCUAUAAUCACACUACAGACAGUGAAGAGGAAAUCACAGUCAUUAAUGCAGCAUCUCCUCGACCUGUCUCUCUGUCUUCUGACCAACCAGUGAAGAAACCUCAGGAUAAGACCCUGAAAUGUUCUGUGUUCCGGAUCCGCGGCUCCAUACCGGCCAGUAACUACAUCCUGUUGCCCAAAACCAGCAGCCAGUCUCUGGGUCUCACCGGCCGGUACCUUUACCUGCUGUUCAGACCCAGCCCAAACAAACACUUCAUUGUGCAACUGGACAUCGCUGCUGAGGAGGGUCAGGUGAUCCGUGUGUCAUUCUCUAACAUGUUCAAAGAGUUCAAGUCCACGGCGACAUGGCUGCAGUUCCCUUUUCUGUGUGGAGCUGCACACGGUUCAGUGUAUGAGAAUACAGCCAGUACUGCUAAACAAGGUUUAGUGGGCCCAUCGCCGCCAAACACGAGGUGGACGUGCUUGACAAUGGAUCUACGUUACGUGCUCUCGAUUUACCUCAACAGAACCCACAGUCACCUUAAGAGCGUCAAACUCUGUGCCGAUAUGUCCGUUAAAAACAUCAUCACCAGUGAUCUGCUGUUUGACCCCGGUCUGUCAUUCUCUGAAUUCAGGCAGUCUGGUGUGAUGUUGCCAGAUGGCACUGCACCGAUGCCCAGAGAAAUGUGGUUCCCUCGCACUAAGCAACGUUCAGCAAUCCAGACAAAGCGUCUGCCUGAGCUGAAUUAUACACACUCUGGAGGCUCAGAGAGCCCAGGGUCACCAGGUCAGAGGUCGCAGGCGGGCGAACAGGUCACAGUAGUGCGUGCGGAUGAUGCUGGAGUACAUGUAUAUGCUCAUUGUGAGGAUGACGUCUAUAAUCACACUACAGACAGUGAAGAGGAAAUCACAGUCAUUAAUGCAGCAUCUCCUCGACCUGUCUCUCUGUCUUCUGACCAACCAGUGAAGAAACCUCAGAAGUUGUAUCCUGACCCCAUUCUGAAGUUGAACAGAAUUAUAGGCUUCGGAGGAGCUACAAUGAGAUGUGCUGUGUGGAGUUCUGAUGGAGAGGAAGUUGUGUAUCCUUGUCACGCUGUUAUCGUCAGCAUGACCGUUUCCUCUGGACAACAGAGAUUCUUCAUUGGACACACAGAUAAGGUCUCAGCUCUGGCGUUAAAUACCAGCUCUACAGUGUUGGCAUCAGCUCAGAUGGGCGCAAACAGUCUGAUUCGUCUCUGGAGCUACAGCGGAGGAGUGUGCCAAACCAUCAUUCCUACACACACACAUGCUCUGAAUCUGCUCAGUUUCUCUCAGAGCGGAGGAGUGCUGUGUGGCGUAGGGAAAGACAGCCACAACAAAACUACGGUGGUGCUUUGGAACACUCGACGUGUGGCGGAAGGAAAUGUGGUUCCAGUAUUGGCUAAAGCACACACAGAUGUGGACAUCCAGACAAUGAAGCUAGCAUUCUUUGAUGAAACACGUAUGGUGUCGUGUGGUUUACGUAACAUACGUCUCUGGCGUGUACGUGGUGGUUCUUUACGCUUCUGUCCGGUGGAUCUGGGACAGUAUCACAAUUUAGAGUUUACUGACCUCGCCUUCGAGCAGGGACACACUCAGGACCGUCCAGUGGAUGAGCGCACGCUGUUUGUCAGCAGUAAGAGUGGUCACAUCCUGGAGAUCGACUAUGUUGCCGUGGCGGUAAAAAACAUCAGGAGGCUUCUCCCAGCUCAGGAGACCCACAGACACCAAAGGGAGAAACAGACCUUUAGCACAGAGCACGAGGGGCCUAUCAGUUUGGUGUGUGUGUCCUCGGACGGCUCAAGAGUUCUAGCAGCCACAACCACAGGGAAUCUUGGGUAUCUGGAUGUCAGUAGCCGCGGUUACCGUACACUCAUGAGGUCACACGCGGCGAGUGUUUUGGGCUGUAGUGUGGACAGUGUUAGAAGGCGGGUCACCACAGUGUCCAGAGACAGCACUGUACGGGUGUGGGACAUGGACACCAUGCAACAGCUCUAUGAUUUUGUCUCUGAUGAUGAUGAAAGUCCCUGUUCAGUUGCGUUCCAUCCCAGCAUGCCUCUCUUCGCUUGUGGAUCGAGCUCUGGAACUGUCAGAGUGUUUGAUAUCCAAACAUCAAGCCUAAUUGCCCAGCACAGGCAGCACUGUGGAUCAGUUGAGUGUGUGAUAUAUUCUCCUGAUGGUCAGUGUCUGUUUAGCGCUGGUGCUCUUGGAUAUUUGGUACUUUACAACUCUUCUCAACAUGAGCAUCACGUGGUCCGUGUUCUGGGUAAUGUGGUUGCACGGGUUGUAAAUCGUGGCCCAGAUACUUUGGCUGUGAGCUCUGACAGCCGCUGUCUAGCGCUGGUCGGACCGACCGAAUACAUUGUCACGAUCAUGGAGGCACAAUCACUUAAUGAGUUACUCCGGGUUGAUGUGAGUAUUCUGGAUGUCGAGAGCACAACGCUGGACUCCGCCCUGAAUGUGUGUUUCUCGCCCACAUCCCUGUCACACCUGCUCGUCACCACAUCCGCCAAUAAGAUCCUCUGGAUUGGCAUACACACAGGACAACUGCUCAGACAGGUGUCUGAGGUGCAUAAGCAUCAGUGUGUGUCUCUGGCGGUAAGUGAAGAUGGCCGUUAUUUGCUGACAGCCGGACAGAACUCUCUGAAGGUGUGGGACUAUGACAUGCUCCUGGACGUCAAUUCACAGGUGUUCAUUGGUCACUCCGAGCCCAUCAGACAGGUGAGGUUCACACCUGAUCAGAUGGGUGUGGUCACUGUAGGCGACGCCCUCUUCUGGGACUUCCUGGCACCUCCACAGGAAGCUGCACACUGCAAUUCUCCAGAUAUAAAAGUCCCCCCUCGUAAAUCAGCUCACAGCUGGGCGGAGCUAAAUGUAGCAGAGCUGUCCAAUGAGAGUCCUCAAAAGGCAUUAUUUCAGCCCUCCUCUCCGCCUGUCAUGAAUUUUCUUUCCCGUGCUAUGAAGGACAGUGAAGGUUUCCUAUGCGAUUCUACUGCUGAGCUGCAGCUCAGUCCAACUGCAGGCCACACCCACUCCUCUCCUCCCAAACACGCCUCCUUCCUGAGAGUGACAGAGUGGGUGAAUGACGAGGACACGCCCACAAUCCCAGCCAAUCAAUCAAGGACUGAGAAAAUACAAGACAGUCACACACCAAUCCGUCCAGACUGUUAUAAACACUUCACUCCACGUUUUAAGACUUCAGUGCUGGAUCAGACCACAGUAGCUCCGCCCUCAGGGCAGGUGGGGCUGAGUCUCAAGGCUGUGAUUGGCUAUAAUGGCAAUGGGCGUAACAAUAUGGUCUGGAAUCCAGACACGGGUUUAUUUGUGUACUCAUGUGGGUGUGUUGUCGUCGUUGAGGAUCUUCACACAGGCUCGCAGAAACAGUGGUUCGGCCACACCGAGGAGAUCUCAACGCUUGCCGUCACCCAUGAUGCACAGACGGUUGCAUCUGCAUCAGGAGGCGGAGCUUCACACAGCAGCCUCAUUUGCAUAUGGAACGCUUCAGAAGGCUCCUGUAGAAACCGCCUCUCCUACCACAAGGGGGCGGUUCAGAGCCUGAGGUUUGCCAGGAAUGACAUGUACCUCCUCUCAGUGGGUGAUUUUUCGGAGCCGUUGGUGGCGCUGUGGAGCACACGGUCAUUUGAGCUGCUCUGUACCGUUCAGAUGUCCAUCCCACUGCAUGAUGCAUCUUUCUGUCCUUUUACUGCUAAUGAGCUGACACUCAUCGGCAGCAGUGCUGUUGUGUUUACUCGAAUACAAACACAGGAGAACGGCACUGAACUUCAGGUGCAGAAAGUGGGCUUACCUGAUGCGGUCAGGGAGGCGGAAGUGACAUCACUGUGCUAUAGCACUCGCCGGAUCCUGUACACGGGCACAAACAGCGGCCACGUGUGUGUGUGGGACUGUAACACACAGCGCUGCUUUGUGACCUGGGAAGCAGAUGGAGGAGAGAUAGGUGUGUUAGUUUGCCGUGGAAAUAUGCUGGUCACAGGCAGUAACACCAAAAAACUGAGACUGUGGUCUGUAGCUUCGGUCCAGAAUCUCAGUAACGCAAAUAACAAGAGCAGCAGAACACAGGAUGAUGGAGCUCAGGUGCAGCUAGAACAAGAACUACUGUUGGAUGGGACAGUGGUCAGUGCAGCGUUUGAUGAUGUCAUGGACAUGGGGAUUGUGGGUACGACAGCGGGAACCCUGUGGUACAUCAACUGGGCUGACAGCACUAGUAUACGGCUGAUCAGCGGGCACAAGAGCAAGGUGAAUGGUGUGGUUUGCAGUCCAGAUGAGCAGCAUUUUGCCACCUGUGGGCAGGACGGCAGUGUGAGAGUUUGGGUGCUGCAGAGCCACGAGCUGCUGGUGCAGUUUCAGGUGCUGAACCAGAGCUGUGAGUGUGUGUGUUGGUCGUCUCUGAGGGGUGUGUAUGAGCCCAGCGGGCGUGUGUGUGUUGCGGGCGGUUACAGUGACGGGACUGUGAGGAUCUUCAGUCUGGAGUCGGCCGAGAUGGAGCUGAAACUACAACCUCAGCCUGUGUCUGUGUGUGCGCUGCAGUACUCGCACUACGGUCAUGUGCUGUUGUCUGGUGGUCGUGAUGGUCUCAUUACUGUCAGCAGUCCUGUCACUGGAGUCACUGUACGCACCAUCCGUGACCACAAGGGGGCGCCCAUAACUACAGUGCAGUGCACCAGCAAACAGUAUAAGGAGUUUGGUCUGGAGGGAAAUGAGCUCUGGUUGGCUGUAAGUGCAGACAGGCGUGUCAGCAUCUGGGCAGCUGAUUGGACGAAGAAGAAAUGCGAGCUGCUUGAUUGGCUGACGUUUCCAGCGCCCAGCCCACCAGAGGAUGCACUGGCAUUACCACCCAGUUUAGCAGCUUUCAGCCCCAGCGAGAGAGGAACGGUGGUUUAUACCGGCUACGCUGUGGAAAAAGAGAUCAUCUUUUACUGCCUUUACAAAAAACAGGUUUUGAGGACGAUCUCUCUGGCUGAUUGGGCGCUCUGUCUCAGUCUCUGCUCAACUGGAAGGCUGAUCGCUGUUGGAUCAAACCAGCGCGUCCUGAAGCUGAUUCAUUCGUCCAGCGGGCGUUUUCAGGAUUUCACGUCUCAGAGUGACUCGGUUCACGUGUGCAGCUUCAGCUGGUCUGGAUCUCAGCUCUUCACUGCUGCUCAUAAUGAGCUCUUACUGUGGACUGUACACGGAUUAUAAUGCUGACACAUCAACACUAACGCUACUGUCAGGGGUUUGAUAGUUUGGUCCCUCUCAGUUUGGAUUGCAGUAGUUACUGUGGUGUCAGAUUUAUUAUUAUUAUAUUAAUAUAAUAUUAUUAUUAUAGUCGAAACGUUGCAUUGAUGUAGCAGAGCAGUUUUGCCAUAUUCUGCAUCCAGUUAGCAUGACUUUAAGUUUUAUUAUUUGGGGGGUUUUGUAAUCUUUUUAUUUGUUUUUAAUAUUUUUGAUACACUUGCUUUCAGCUCUUGACUUUUUACACUGUUUAAAAUGAUUUUGCUUGUAAGAAAUACCCUGAAAUUGUU
Sinocyclocheilus anshuiensis is the source of this 6880-nucleotide messenger RNA. RefSeq names its product WD repeat-containing protein 90-like. Lineage: Eukaryota; Metazoa; Chordata; Actinopteri; Cypriniformes; Cyprinidae. Gene Ontology annotation, molecular function: protein binding. The record is from RefSeq and is a predicted model, not a curated record.